This is a messenger RNA of Morus notabilis, 334 nucleotides long. Its product is annotated as short transmembrane mitochondrial protein 1. NCBI's taxonomy places the organism in Eukaryota, Viridiplantae, Streptophyta, Magnoliopsida, Rosales, Moraceae. Bases 64 to 240 code for a protein of 58 amino acids. The transcript has a single exon. The record is from RefSeq and is a predicted model, not a curated record.
CUUACCUCUUUUUUUUCUCCUCCUCCAAGUGACCAAGUCGAAGCAGAGAAGUUUCUGGAAGAGAUGGGGAUAAUAAGGAGCGGCUUCAACUUUCUGGCGGGCACCGUCGCCGGAGUGUAUAUAGCUCAGAACUACAAUGUUCCAAACGUCAAGAAGCUCGUCAACACUGCAAUCUUCUUUUCCAAGCACAUCGAGGGGACCUACCGUAAGCCCAAGAACGACAGAGACGACGAUUCUUAGAACACCAACUUACCCACCCAAUAUGUUCGUCAAAUUUUCCCUUUUUCUGGGGGUAAUUUGAUGUUGAGCGAUUAAUUUUUUGAUUGAUCUGUAU